AUGCAGAAAAGAAAGCAUACCUCUCCAAUCACUCCUUUCCAUUACCCCCUAUCCCAACGACAAAACAGCCCCCGCUCCCAUCAGGCAAGCUCCGGCUUCAAUUCGAUUACACAGGGUCUAUCAGGAGUCAUCUCUUCUUCAGUACGCUUCUCAUCUCCAUCUACAAACGAGAACCAUGAUCUGAUUGAUGGACAUGUGCUUGGUCUUCAGAUGAAUGAUGACUUGCCUCUGGAUGCUUUUGAUCGUGAGUUGCUGGCUCAAUUAAACGAGGAAAAUCAGAAUCGAAACGAGAGUCUGGUGGAUAAGAAUGAACCUUCGAUCACCAGACCAGCGGCGUUCAAGCGGAUGGAUGCACCCCAGACUCCUGUUGUGAGGCAGAGUUCGAAGUUCUUCGGGAAUUCGAAUGGCUCUCGAACGACACUUCGUCGGAGUCUCGAAUCGAGCUCCCCUGACGUCGGCCCACCGUCAAGUCCAUUAUUAGUCUUUGGAUCGCAAGGGAGACGUUCCCUAGGACAGGGCAUUCCUCUCUCACAAAGUCGCUCCUAUGCUGCGCAAGCGGUAGAAGCCGCGUCCAAUGAGCCUUAUACGAGUCCCGAUAUCGAGAGACGGAUAUCCCUGAGUCAUGCACCACCAAUUAUCCAGGAUCGUUUCAAAUCUUUGUUCAAAUUUCCCAUCUUCAACGCCAUUCAGUCAAAGUGCUUCCAACAUGUUUACCAGAAUGACUACAACGUGGUUGUAUCAGCUCCCACGGGAAGUGGAAAGACAGUAUUGAUGGAACUAGCUAUAUGCCGGCUUAUCACAAACCUAAAGGAUGGGCAGUUCAAAGUAGUAUAUCAAGCGCCUACGAAGUCCUUGUGUUCGGAGCGGUUCCGUGACUGGACCUCGAAAUUUACAUCUCUCGGCUUGAACUGCGCAGAAUUAACCGGCGACACAGAUUACGCGCAGCUUAAGAGCGUUCAGAAUGCCUGUAUUAUCAUAACCACGCCCGAGAAGUGGGAUAGCAUGACGAGGAAGUGGAAAGACCAUGCUAGACUACUGCAACUGGUUAAGUUAUUUCUAAUCGAUGAGGUGCAUAUUUUGAAAGAGACGCGUGGAGCUACACUGGAAGCUGUGGUCUCGCGUAUGAAGUCCGUCGGUUCAGAUGUACGUUUCGUCGCUCUGAGUGCUACUGUCCCAAAUUCGGAAGACAUUGCAACCUGGCUUGGCAAGGACGCAACAAACCAGCAUCUCCCAGCACAUAGGGAACGAUUUGGAGAAGAGUUCCGUCCGGUAAAGCUUCAGAAGUUUGUAUAUGGGUACCAGUCGAACGGGAAUGAUUUUGUGUUCGAUAAAGUCUGCAGUACAAAACUCCCGGAAGUCAUACUUAAGCAUGGUUGUGGCAAACCGAUUAUGAUAUUCUGCUGUACGAGGAACUCGUCUAUCGCUACGGCGAAGGAGUUAGCCAAUCUUUAUGCAUCGACAACACCCUCGAAGCGAAUGUGGAAAGGACCUGCUAGGCCUAUUAACGUCCAGAACCCAGACUUAAAAAAUACCGUUGGUUCCGGAGUAGCAUUUCAUCAUGCUGGUCUCGACAGUGGUGACCGCCACGCCGUAGAGACAGGUUUCCUAGGAGGUCAAAUCAACAUAAUAUGCUGUACAUCUACGCUUGCCGUCGGCGUCAACUUGCCAUGCCAUUUAGUGAUUAUCAAGAACACUGUUGGCUGGCAAGACGGUGGGUGCAAAGAGUAUUCCGAUUUGGAAAUGAUGCAAAUGCUCGGUCGUGCUGGGCGGCCCCAGUUCGAUGACAGUGCCGUGGCUGUCAUAUUGACCCGAAGAGAGCGUGUUCAUCAUUAUGAGAAACUUGUUUCUGGCUCUGAGAGCUUAGAGAGUUGUUUGCAUCUGAAUCUGAUCGAUCACCUUAACGCGGAAAUUGGGCUAGGGACAGUUACUGACAUCCAGUCAGCAACGAAGUGGCUCGCGAGCACAUUCCUCUUCGUCCGGAUGAGGAGGAAUCCGACUCAUUAUAAACUCAAGGAGGGAGCAGAUAGGAGAGAUGAAGACGAGAUGUUGCAGCAGAUCUGCGAAAAGGACAUCAAAUUACUCCGAGAGACUAACCUAGUUACCUCGGAGGGGAAAUUGAAAGCCACACAGUUUGGAGACGCAAUGGCCCGAUAUUAUGUGAAAUUCGACACCAUGAAGGUGCUACUGUCCCUUCCACCCAAGGCGAAGUUGUCGGAAAUCCUCUCUGCAAUUGUUCAAGCCGAAGAAUUCAAGGAAAUCCGCCUAAAGUCCGGGGAGAAGUCACUCUACAAAGAGAUAAAUCGCGCUAAUGGGAUCAAGUUCCCGAUAAAAGUUGAUAUUGCACUGCCAGCACACAAGAUAUCGCUCCUUAUACAAUCCGAACUCGGGGCGGUGGAGUUUCCAGCCGCUGAGCAGUUCCAGAAGCACAAAUUAUCUUUUCAGCAAGAUAAGAAUUUCGUGUUCUCUCAUGUGAAUCGGCUUAUACGAUGUGUUAUUGAUUGUCAGAUCUACUUAGAAGACUCUAUAGCAGUGAGAAAUGCUCUGGAGCUUGCACGAUGCUUUGGAGCUCGCGUCUGGGACAACUCACCUCUGCAGAUGAAGCAGAUUGACCAAAUCGGUGUUGUUGCUGUCAGGAAGCUCUCAGCUGCGGGGAUCACUAGCCUUGAGGCACUAGAGCUCACAGAGCCGCAUCGAAUCGAUAUGAUCCUAAGCAGGAAUCCACCGUUCGGAGUCAAGCUUAUUUCAAGAGUUGCAGACUUCCCCAAGUUACGGGUGACUAUCAAGAUGAUAGGAAAGGAAACCAAACCAGGAAAGCCAGUCAAAGUUAACUUCAAAGCGGAUAUUGGUUUUAUGAAUGAGAAAAUACCUCUGUUUUUCCAGAGGCGUCCGGUUUAUGUGUGUUUCCUUGCGGAGACUUCUGAUGGCCGUAUGGUAGACUUUCGGAGAAUGAAUGCCAAUAAAUUACAGAACAGCUACGAGAUACUGCUCCAAGCGGAGUUGAGGAGUGCAUUUCAGCACAUCACUUGCUAUGUGAUGUGUGAUGACAUUGCUGGAACUAUGAAAUACGCUGAGAUCAAACCUGAAAUACCAGCGUCAUUCUUUCCUGUCGCAAACACGGCUUUGGGAACUAAGCAGACGGACAAACCUCUGAUGAACACUUCACGCCGGCGCAGUAGUGAUAUAUCCCGCAGCAAUACCGUAAAACAUCCGGAUGUGGAUGAGUUCGAAGGGGACGAUCUCGAGGAGGAGUCUCCCAAAUUCGGACCUCAAAAGCAGAAUCAACUGCCAAAGUCAAAGGAAAAUGGCAAUACAAUGAAGGCCAAACGAACGAUGAGUGAUGAUCAGGAACGGCCGACCCAGCUACCCAAUGGGAAGUGGGCAUGCAAUCAUAAGUGCAAAGACAAGUCAAGUUGCAAACACUUUUGUUGCCGGGACGGACUUGAAAAGCCACCCAGAACAAAUAAGAAACAAGCGUCUACCAGCGAAAGUAGGCGGGACCCGAAUCUGAACCAAUUGACGAUCUCAGCGAGCCUUAAGAAGGAUGGAUCAGCUACUUGCAAUACCCCAAAGGCCGCAAGAAAAGUCAAUCGAAUUGAUAGCAUCGAGAUCGUCGAUUUGAGUCGGUCAUCGUCUAAGAAGCUCUCUGCCUCAUGUUCAGGUAGUGAUAACUGGCAAUCUUCUAAUACAGUCACGUCAAAAGCUUCCAAGCUGAAGCAUCCGUCACACAGCUCGUCGGAGAUAUUGCCUCAAAAGCACGCGACAGGGUCUUAUAUUGACUUAGAUCCUGAUUUCAUACACGCCAACAAAAGGUCAUCUUCAAGCGAAUAUGGAGAUAGCGGUCUGGAUGACCUUCCCUCUCCAUCGGUCUUGCUCGAUAGCCAUGGAAAAACUGCAGUGAAAGCGUCCGGUAGAUUAGCAGAUCAGGGGGCUGGUACGACCACGCAGGAUGAUGCCAUGAACUUUAAGGAUCUUUUGGUAGAUGAUGGCGACGAUAUCUGGCUUCUAUCUGAGAAUGUCGUUUGUGACAUGGACAACGUGAAAAACGGAACCAGCAAAAGCUCGAGUGAAGAGAACGUCAGCUCCGCUAAUAUAACGGACAUCAGUGGCUCCCUUGAAGCACUAAGUCCUCUCACUGGUUCCAGUCUAGGGCAAAGCCAUUCUCCCUUCCUGAAGACGGGCAGUGAUCCUAUGCUCGCGCAGGUUCCAGACACGGAGGCUAUUCACGGGCAGAAACGUGGUACCUCCCUGACUGAAGGAAGCGAAGAUGAGAAUGUUCACCGGAAGAAAUUUAGGGGUUUCUCCCCUAGAAAAGACGACAUAAGUUCCAGAGAACCACUUGCAGUCCCCGACGGCUGGGAAGGAAUCGACAAAUCUCUCCUGGAAGAAUUCAAAGAUAUAAUCAAUUUCUUCUGA
Molecule: messenger RNA, 4413 nt
Organism: Paecilomyces variotii
Lineage: Eukaryota; Fungi; Ascomycota; Eurotiomycetes; Eurotiales; Thermoascaceae
Product: putative DEAD/DEAH box DNA helicase
Exons: 13
Coding region: 1-4413 (1470 amino acids)
Molecular function (GO): nucleic acid binding; ATP binding
Source: RefSeq, a predicted model, not a curated record